GUCUGAUUCCACUGAUGAGGAUGGACAAGAUGAUAAAAUUGUAGAUAGUUCCCCAAAUAAUAGAUUUCAAAAGACUCGUGUUUUGCUGGGUAGCGGUGCUUAUAAAGUCGUCUAUAAAGGGUAUGAUACAGAAGAAUGCAGGACUAUUGCUUGGAAUGAAUUAAGAAAUAAAUGUUUAAGUGAGGAUUCGCGCUUUGCUUUUAAAGCUGAAGUUUCUUUGUUGAAGCAUGUAAGACACCCGAACAUUCUUGUGUUAUACGAUUGGUGGGAAGUCGAGAAAAAGAAAAAAGAUCGAUCCGUUUAUCAAAUUGUUUUUAUAACGGAAAUUAUGUCAAGAACUUUAAAGCAGCAUAUUAAAAACUUAUCACAAGUAAGGCCGAAAGUUAUACAAAAUUGGGCCAGGCAAACUCUCAGAGGAUUGCAUUAUCUUCAUUCCAAUACUCCACCUAUAAUUCAUCGAGAUUUGAAGUGUGAUAAUCUUUUUAUAAACAGCGAUCGCAGCGAAAUUAAGAUUGGUGAUUUAGGAUUAGCGACAUUUAAAAAUAGUUCUCAUAAAGAGUCCUGUAUAGGCACUCCUGAAUUUAUGGCGCCUGAAAUGUUUGACGGGAAAUACGGCGAGGAAGUCGAUAUUUGGGCUUUUGGCUUGACGGUGCUGGAGAUGUUCACUAACGAGUAUCCCUAUAAGGAGUGCGCCAGUAACGUGCAGAUAAUGAAGGCGGUGAUCUCGGGCGUUAAGCCAGAAAGUUUGAAGAGAGUGCACGUGGAGAGCGCCAGGAAAAUGAUCGAGUCAUGCUUGAAUUUGGACCCUUCGAAAAGAAAAACGACCAGCGAGCUUUUGACGUGCGACUUUAUUAGCAUUGACCUUCCCGAUGAUUUGCCCCCUUCGCCAGAGGAAAGUGUUCAUUCAUGCUCUGGGGACAGCCUUAACGGGAGCGUUCAGGAGAACGGCUUGAACCAAUCGCAAGCCGUAGCGGGCUGUAACGGCUAUAGCGAGCCUCCUCUUUCCGAAGAAGGUUCUAAAGGAGACGCUGUUGUAAGACCAAAUGGAGCGCUUGUUAAUAUUGGUGCUACUCCUAUUCAUUAUGAAGCAGUUUUACCAGAAGCUGACGCUGCUUUGGGCAUUAAAAAUAACGAAAAGGCCACGAGGACGCCCAUUGUUAAUAAGGAACCAUCAUCAACCCACGUGGAUGUUAACACCCACUCCAAUGGUGUGCAGGCUUACCAUGCAUCUCAAGAGGGACACCACGUUACCGAACCUGCUUUCCAGAAUAGCAGAGUUCGCGUGCUUUUCUUUGAAAAGACGGGCGAUACUUCACUCCACAUGAUGCUAUCCACCAAGUCGUUGGAAACUAAUGUAGCCGAGUUGGGAAGAAAGGCGGUGCAUUUUUCAUUUGAUAUGACACGUGACAAUUCACGUGGCAUUGCUGAGGAACUGAUUCGAGCUAAUCUUUUGUCGGAAGAAGACGCUGAGGCGGUUGUUGAAGGAAUUGACAAGAUUAUUGCAGAGCAGAGCGUCCCUCCUCGCGUACAAGCUACCGCCCCCGCUUCAAUGCUCGUGCAGGACGCCGCCUGUUCUCAAGAAGAUAGCGGGAAUAUUAAUAACUCAGCGGUUUCAUCGCCCAUCAAUGUACCCACGCGUCCUCACUUAUCCUCGAGUCACUUGGAAGGUUCCUCCCUGAGACCGUCACCCUCAUUAACGGUAAUUGAAGAGCAGAUACACGUGCCUCAGGAAACUUAUAACCAGCUUCAGCAUGUUAAUUCCAUGAAUUCGCAGUAUUUUUGUCAAGACCAGCAGAAUCACAUAUCGCAUAACGCCGACCUCUAUCCGUCGCCGCAGUUCCCCGCUGGCUAUGUCCCCGCACAACCCACCGGGGUAGCGCCCGCUACACUCCAGCAUGGUCAGGAUAACGGCCAAUUCCUCGGCCAGACCGCUGCUCUACCCGCCGAAAAUUUUAUAAAGCCGAUUAAUAUGGCGCAAAAUAGUUAUCAGGAACAGAUUGUGCAUCAGCAAAACGGCUCGGAAGGCGUUGCUAGAGAAGUUAAGCCCAAUGAGACUGUGUCUAGCUAUACUCAAGCAGGACAAAACUAUAAUAUUCAUAGGGAUUAUUAUAACAACAACUCUACAGAAGGAGGCGCGCAGGUCCCUUAUAGUGGCUCCUUAGAGAACGGUCACUAUAAUGAGCAACUUAGUACUGAGUACUGUAAACAGCAGCAGUCUCUUCAUUACUCGACCAGCGAAGGAUACUUUGAAAGUGCGCACAUAUAUCCUCCUGGUAGCACAUCUUCCCUUCGCCAGCCUGGGAACCCGCACCCUUCAUUUGUUUCUCAAAAACCGCAUUCGUACUUACUAACCCAAUCAGCAAGCGAGGCUACUCAUUCCAGCCAGCCACUUCUCCCGCAAGAUUAUAUUUAUCAAGGCGAUACAUGCUAUGCCGUGAAUCCCUCUUAUCAAGUUGGCAAUACUCCUCAGGUUCAGGCGUACACUCAUUUUCUUUCUCAGGACCAACUUGGUUACUGCGUUCAGAGCCAAAGUGGCAUGUACUCUGUACCUAACGACCUUCAACCUAACGCUUACGUUUCACAUCCUUACCUUCACCCGCCUCUCGUUUCUACCUAUAGCCAAUUACCCAUACAAAGUCACCAGCAGGCACAGUUUCCAGCUUCUGACGUCGUUCAGCACAUCCCCGUUGCUCAGGAGUCGUCUGCUGACCUGCAACAAGCCAACCAAUACCCACAGCCUACCCAACAAGCAUAUGAUUUGGCUACUUCCAUGCCCUACCCGCCGGGUAUUGCACCUGAAAUUGUCUCGGGCACUUUGGUCGAAACCCCUGUACACAUCCAAAACCAGAGUUCUUAUAGUGACCAUCAGAUACCUACCGAUGCAGAAAGUUUUUCUGCUCAAGAGCCGUCCUCGGAUCUGCAACAGGCCAGUGAAUACUUACAACCUAGCCAACAAGCAUACAACUUGGCAACUUCCAUGGCCUACCCGUCGAGUACUGCACCUGAGUUUGUCUCUGGCACCCCGGUUGAAGCUCCUGUAUACAUUCAAAACCAGAUAUCCUAUGGUGACCGCCAGACACCUACCGAUGCAGAAAAAUUUUCACGCGAUGAUGUUUGGCCUCAGUCCGAAGCACCCGGCCAGCCCUUAAAUAUAACUGUUCUUCCUGAGGAAGACCAGCGCUCUUUUCAACAAACCCAUAAUUUUCCCACGUCUCCUUCUUUGCAAUCCCAGCCAUCUGCAGAAUUUCAACCGCUUUACGCCAGAGCUUUGCCAGAGCUAGACUUGAAUGAUCUGCCGUCAGACGGUAUUGAGAUAGUAAUAUCACAGCUUCAGAACCAAAUAGAAUUAUUAAAGUUGAAGCAACUUCAAAGUCAAGCUACUGGUUUAAGAGAACCUCAUUCGCAAUUGCACGAAGAACCACCCCUUGAGCCCACUAAUGUGGGUUUUUCUAAACUCACCACCUUGGAAACUAGCGAAAACCAAGGCGUAGUGAGGGAGUCUUUUAUUGAACACCAAGAAGGUGGGGAAGCGCUUGCUCAGUCACAGAUUCCCGAGACGGAAAUACCUAACCGGCCUCAAAGCUCACAGAACUGCGAAGAGGAGAGGACUUUAUUAUAUAAACAGCUCAAUCAUUUGGAGUUACUUUUAAAAGAUCUCAGGGAUAACUUAUUUUCCGGGUUACAUUCUACUUGUCCCUUACCAAAAAUGAAGGAUGACAGCACUAUCGAAAGCGUUUCGCUUGAGCCUUCGCCGAAGUUGGCGGCUUACGAUGCGCUACAAGGAAGUAUGGAAGAAGAAGACAAGUCCAAAGUGAGCUGUCCUCUAAAAACUUGUACUAGCCCUCCUCCACUACAACCCUUUCAAAUGGAAUUUUCGCAAUGCCAUUCCGAACUUUCUCAUCCCCCUUGUCGUUGCUUUCAUUUUAAACAAGAUUACUGUAGAAGUCAAGAUUCUUUGCGAUUUAGAAAUCAUGUAUAUCCGUGCUAUUCGUCUCCACAUUGUCGCUUUUCUAAAUUGAGUUAUACCGAACAAAAAAGUCAGCCGCCCACUGCCAGUAACAAAACAUACUCCAAGUUAUACACAUCCUAUUCCCAGCCUAAUGCGGGAUGUCCCUCUCCGUCUAUCGAAAUGGAUCCUUCCCUACAAGAGAAUCGCCCUGGCACCGACUUUAAUACCGCUCAACAUAAUGCUACAAAACCUCUUAAUAAAAGGCAGAAGAAAAUACCAGAACAUAGAUAUGCUAAUUAUUUAAACAAUGACUCUGCUAUCAGCCGGGAGCUGCCCUUGUUACUUUCCCGGCAGCAGCAGGAGAUAGUACAGCUUCAAAGUCUCCACCGCAGGGAACUUCUUAAACUUCUUCAACCUCAUAUUUCUAACGGUUUUUCCUAUGAGAAAGAUUACCAUUUUUCCAGUUCUUAUGGAAACCAUGCAAAUCCUACUCCAGCUUCUCGUUUUUCUGGAGUUGAAGAAGCUAUUAAUGUUCGUCCCCAUCUUCCAUAUCGUGAAGGUUUUGGAACUUUUGGCCCUCACCGAAGGAGGCCAUAUAAUAGUAAUCAUGGCUGUGAAUCUGUUCUGGAUUUUCACAACCAUGAGAAACCUUUACAGAAUUUUGAACCUAAACUUGAAUUGCAUCCAUUACCGGGGUCUCAGGCUAAUUACCGGCCUCAUUUUAUAGAAAAUAUUUCCUUUCGCAAUAAGCCCACUAAUACUUAUAUGAAUCCUUUAUACUCUGACUAUUUAAAUUUGGAUUUUAGGACGAGUUAUACUCGUCCUGACGGUGGUGUUAAUUCUGUGGAAUGA
This is a messenger RNA of Zophobas morio, 4801 nucleotides long. Its product is annotated as serine/threonine-protein kinase Wnk-like. The transcript has 17 exons. Lineage: Eukaryota; Metazoa; Arthropoda; Insecta; Coleoptera; Tenebrionidae. Gene Ontology annotation, cellular component: cytoplasm. Gene Ontology annotation, biological process: protein phosphorylation; intracellular signal transduction. Gene Ontology annotation, molecular function: ATP binding; protein serine/threonine kinase activity. The coding region runs from base 329 to 4801 and encodes 1490 amino acids. The record is from RefSeq and is a predicted model, not a curated record.